UCAUGUGUUUGUUUUUCUAAAAAUUUAACAAAAUAUAAAUAAUAUUCAAAAUAGUCUUUAUUCCACUUCGCUCUACGAUUCUGCUCAUCGUCUUCCUGGAAUUUACUGUGUGUAAUCAAAUGGCAUCACUGUGAAUGAAUUGAAAUGAUUCCAUGCCCAAAUAUUUACUGAUAACACAUGACUCAUGGCUCGUAAAGGAAACCAACAAAAGCAAGGGUUUAAUAAUCAUUUAGCAAACUCUAGAAAAGGAUUUUCAGAUUCUGUUUCUGGAUUUCCAGAUAAAAGAGAAAGGAGUAUUGCGAGUGAGACAGAUGUCAUUACUGGAGAAGAGCUUUUAAAUGGUAAUCUACCAAGUGUGUCUUUAACUCAGGAACUGAAUAGUACCCCUCAACCUGAAGAAAAGAUGAAAAGCAAACACAAAUAUAGAAAGUCACUAAAAAAGGAGAAGCAAGAUGUGGUUGCCUCAACAGUAACCGAGGACGCAGAACCUGCUAGCAGUUAUGCAGGAAAGCAUGAUAAUCAUCCACAUACAACAGAAGAUCUUGAGUUAAGAGAAGGGAAAGAAACACCUCCCUGCACUAAUCAUGGCUCUGAGGAUCCAAAUAGCAGAUCUAGUUCCUCAGUAGAAGGAUUGUGUACUACUCGACAAAAUGCUGAGCAUUCCAUUAAAUUUGUUUUUAGGUAUUUGGGGACCUUAGCGUUGUCUUUGUCAAAUUCAUGUAUUGAAUGGCUAGAUAGGAGGAAGCCAUUGCUUAGACAUAUCAAGAGCAUUACAUCAAAUGCUAGUGAGUAUGCUCGAAAGAAGGUUGAACUAGCAUAUCCUGUUGCCUUAAAAUGGAUUAUGCAUUUUGGGAAUAUACUGCUUCUGCUAUCAAUGGUUUGGUUGGACUGCAGUCUUAGAGGCAUGGGCUCCUUUCUAUGCAUGGGGACAGCUUCACUAUUUUCAAUCGUAUGGUGGGGUGUUCUUUCUUUAAUUGCAGUGAGCAAAUUAAAGUUUCUAUUGAUUCUGGCAGCAGUUUCUGUAAUUGGACUUCUUUCUGGCUUCGUUAUUGCAAUUCUGGCAUUAUCCAUUAUUGGUCUUGCUUUCUUGUGGAUCUAUGGAAGGUUUUUUGUAGCAAUCCCUGUCAUCUUGUGUGGAGGGGUUCUCUUCAGAUUGAGCCAUGAGCGCAUUGCGGUGUUCAUUAUGACCUUGUAUUCUGUCUAUUGUGGACGGACAUAUGUUGGAUGGCUUGGUUUACUCUUAGGUUUAAACUUGUCAUUCAUUUCAAGUGAUGUUCUGAUAUUCUUCUUGAAGAAUAAUGUAAAUGAGCAAAGAAGACCUGACAGCUUUCCAGAACAAACAGCUGGAGUGUCUGCUGAUGUUGGUGGUGGACUACCUGCUGAUCAUAGUGCAGGAAUACCUUCAACCAGUGGAGCUGACUCGGAAAUGACAUCUGAAAAUGAAGUUAUCAGACUGUUGAACUGUGCAGAUCACUAUUCAGCAUUGGGUUUAUCCCGAUUUCAGAAUGUGGAUGUUUCUAUUCUCAAGCGGGAGUACAGAAAAAAGGCAAUGCUGGUCCAUCCUGAUAAAAAUAUGGGAAAUGAAAGGGCUGCAGAGGCUUUCAAGAAACUCCAAAAUGCAUAUGAGGUUUUACUUGAUUCUUUCAAGCGAAAAACAUAUGAUGAUGAGUUGAGGAGAGAAGAACUGAUAAAUUACAUCCGUAGCUUCCAAAAUACUUCUCAAAAGAAUAGAGGCCACAGAUUUGGUCAUUCAGAAGCUGCUGGUGAGGAUCCUCUUGGAGAGUCUAAACGGAUUACCUGCAAGAAGUGUGGCAAAUUCCAUCUCUGGAUUUGCACUGACAGAGUAAAACACAAAGCAAGAUGGUGUCAGGAAUGCAAAGAUUUCCACCAGGCUAAAGAUGGAGAUGGAUGGGUUGAACAGACCUCACAGCCCUUCUUUUUUGGACUACUGCUGAAGGUAGACACUCCUUCUGCAUAUGUUUGUGCUGAUAACAAGAUAUAUGAUGCAACUGAGUGGUAUACUUGCCAGGGAAUGAGAUGUCCUGCUAACAGUCACAAGCCAAGUUUCCAUGUAAACACAAAUGUGACGUUAAAGAGUAGCAAUGGGAAAAGAGGUAGCUCCUCAGGGCAUAGAGGUGGGAUGCCAAGUCCAAAUUUGGAAGAGACGAUGACAGAAGAGGAAUUUGUUGAGUGGCUACAGAAUGCUGUACAAGCAGGUGUGUUUAAUAGUUUUACUGGCACUGGAACUGGAACUGGCAGUAGUACAUCAUCACAAUCUCCAGGUACUGAGAGUGGAAACAGCUGCAAAGGUAGUAGUGGGGGCAGUGGAAACAAGAAAAAGAAGAAAGGGAAAAAACAAUGGUAAGCAGUCACCCUGUUGUUUAGGAAAGUGAAAGCUGAGAGAAUUUAACAUUUAACAACUGAAUAUACCGGAGACAUGACUGCAAGAAGCAACGUAUAGCCUUUGCGUGACUGAAUAGUGAAUUGCCUCUGUAAAUGUUUCUUUCUCGAGUUGAUUAUGGUUGCGCAGGUGAGGCAGGCAGGCAGGUUAAAUUUUCUAGUUUCACUUUUUGAGGCAUUAUUAUUGUGAGUCUCUUUCAAAGGGUUGUUCCACAAAAUGUGAUGAUCAAUCAUAAAUUCAGAUACGAUCACAUUCACAGGGUAUAAUUUUGAUAUUUAUAAACAAAAAGAAAAAUGGAGCUGUGAAUGAUGUGAUUUUGGUUGAA
Molecule: messenger RNA, 2726 nt
Organism: Ipomoea nil (Japanese morning glory)
Lineage: Eukaryota; Viridiplantae; Streptophyta; Magnoliopsida; Solanales; Convolvulaceae
Exons: 10
Coding region: 185-2365 (726 amino acids)
Source: RefSeq, a predicted model, not a curated record